Molecule: messenger RNA, 1829 nt
Organism: Saprolegnia parasitica CBS 223.65
Lineage: Eukaryota; Oomycota; Saprolegniomycetes; Saprolegniales; Saprolegniaceae
Exons: 4
Coding region: 23-1795 (590 amino acids)
Biological process (GO): transmembrane transport
Cellular component (GO): membrane
Molecular function (GO): transmembrane transporter activity
Source: RefSeq, a predicted model, not a curated record
GGCAAUUGCAAGGAUCGGAGGCAUGAGCGCCGAGACGACGGGGCUCCUCCAGACGACGACGACGCCGGCCAAGACGUCCAUCAUCCUCAGCGUCUGCUCCUUCAUCCUCGUCACCGAGUUUUGCGAGCGCUUUGCCUACUAUGGCUUCACGGGGUCGCUGCCCAUCUUCUUCCGCAAGAACCUCGGGUUUAGCUCGGUGCUUGCGACGGAGCUCAACUCGGUCUUCUCGUGCGUCACGUACAUCACACCGCUCCUCGGCGCGUAUGUGGCCGACAAGCUCCUCGGCCGCUUCAAGAGCAUUCUCUUCUUCUCGAUCUGGUACAUGCUCGGGCUCAUUCUGUGCACGGUCGCGUCGGCGCCGCCGCUCAUGUCGUCGUCGUGGUUCAUGUUCGGGCUCUUUGGCUGCAUCGCGCUCGGCGUCGGCGGCAUCAAACCCAACGUCGUCGUGCUCGGCGCCGAUCAGUUUGACACGACCGACCCGGCGCAAAAGGCCGAGCGGGACAAAUUCUUCAACUGGUUCUACUGGUCGAUCAACAUUGGCGCGACCUUUAGCACCGUCUUCUUGACCAACCUCGCGGUCGACGGCUACGCGCCGUACAUUCCGGUCGAGUACGGCUUCUUUGCCUCGUUCCUCAUCCCUACGAUCGCCUUUGGCUUGGCGCUCGUCAUCUUUGUCUCGGGCCGGAAGCGCUACGUGCGCAAGCCGCCGCAGGGCAGCGCGCUGAGCCGCUUUGUGCAGAUCCUCCUCUUUGCCGGGUCGCGCUCCGGAAAAGGUCGGCUCGUGCUCUCGGGUGGCUUUGCCUUUCUGCCCGCGAUCAUCCUCACGACCGCCUCGUACUUUGUCGACGAGCCGAAGUGGCACCUCGCCCUUGCGCUCGCUGGCGCCGCGCUCGUUGUCUAUGGCACGCUCGUGCUCAUCGCGACGGGGCGCAACACGGACUGGGUGCGUGCGGCGGCGAUUGAGAACGGCGGCGACUGCAGCCUCGCCGAGACGCGGGAGGUCGGCCAAGUGCUCCGCCUCUCGCCUUACUUUGGCUUUCUCAUCGUGUUUUGGGCCGUGUACAGCCAGCAGACGAUGAACUUUAUCUUGCAAGGCUGCCAAAUGGACCUCCGCGUCGGCGAGACCCAAGUGUCGUCGGCGAUGCUCUCGAUGUUCGACUCGAUCGUCAUCCUCGUCUUUGUGCCCGUCUUCAACCAGUGCUUGUACCCGGCGAUCGAGCGCUGCGGCGUUCGGCUUACCAUUCUGCGCAAGAUGGGAGCCGGCUUGGUGGUUGCCGCGCUCUGCAUGGUGGUUGCUGGCGCCAUCGAAGUCGCCCGGAAGGACGCGCCGCUGCUCGAGGGGCUCAGCUCCAACUGCGCCGACGCGUCCGAGCGACUGCCCAUGUCGGCGAUCAGCGUCUGGUGGCAGACGCCGCAGUACCUUCUCGUCGGCGUCGCCGAGAUCCUCGUGAGCAUUCCUUCGUACGAUCUCUUUUACUCGGAGGUGCCCGAGUCCAUGCGCAGCGUGUGCCAAGCGCUCAACCUCCUCACGACGACGCUCGGGUCGGUCGUUGCCGGUGGCGUCAACAGCAUUUUUUCGUUUUGGGUCACGACCAACCUCAACGACGGGUCGCUCGAGCUUGUCUUUUACAUCCUCGCCGGCCUCGUUCUCCUCAACCUGCUGGGCUUUAUUCUCGUCGCCCGCGGCUUCGAGUACCACGUGCCCGACCACUCGAAGCUCGACCUGGUCUCGGGCUACUCGCCGGCGCUGCCCCGUGCGACGCGUCGGUCGCGCAAGCCGUCCGGUGUCGUCUAAUAAGUUGCAUGAAAGUAAAAUGGAGUAUUGGACU